Messenger RNA from Exophiala aquamarina CBS 119918, 990 nucleotides. RefSeq lists its product as uncharacterized. Gene Ontology annotation, molecular function: methyltransferase activity. The transcript has a single exon. The coding region runs from base 1 to 990 and encodes 329 amino acids. The record is from RefSeq and is a predicted model, not a curated record. NCBI's taxonomy places the organism in Eukaryota, Fungi, Ascomycota, Eurotiomycetes, Chaetothyriales, Herpotrichiellaceae.
AUGAGCGGCAUUACGCCCGAUCCUGACCUCGCAGACGAGAACGACUCGACUUACGGCGAAGAUGCAUUCAGCGAGACAGCGACAAUAUCAUCGUGGAUUCGAGAGUACAGGAUAGAGAAUGGUCGAACUUAUCACGCCUUUCAUGACGGGAAAUAUUGGGGUUCGAAUGAUGAAGAAGCGAACGAACACUACGAUAUCUGCCAUGUGCUCUACACGAAGACUUUCCACGGCCGCCUCUUUCUUGCCCCGAUCAAUCCGAACCCAUCUCAAGUUCUAGACCUGGGGACUGGCACAGGGAUCUGGCCCAUUGACUUCGCAGACCAGUUUCCCUCGGCGAUAGUGACGGGUACAGAUCUCAGCCCAACGCAGCACUACUACACUCCCCCAAACGUCCGCUUUGAGAUAGACGACAUAGAGAGUGAAUGGACAUUCAGAGAAAACCAGUUCGACAUGAUUCAUAUCCGUGGACUACACGGGACGAUCGUCGACUGGCCCACCGUGUACAGACAGUGCAUGCGCGCGCUCAAACCCGGGGGCUACCUCGAACAGUCCGAAUAUUCAGCGCAAUUCACCAGCGACGACAACACCAUCCCACCCGACGGCGGCAUCGCGCUGUGGAACACGAUCGGGCCGGAGUGCCACCGCGUGCUCAACCGAGAACUCCAGGUCCUCGAGACCAUGCGCCAGCACAUGAUUGACGCAGGGUUCGAAGACGUGGUCGAGCAUCGCUUCAAAUGGCCCAUCGGUCCCUGGGCGAAGGACCCGUUCCUCAAGCAUCUGGGUCAAUGGUCGAAACUCCACAUCGAGUCCGGGCUCGAGAACUGGACGCUGAGACUCCUGACCAGCGUCCUGGGCUGGUCCGCCGAUGAGGUCCGGGUCAUGUGCGCCAGCGUCCGUCGCGAGCUGCGCGACCCGAAGGUCCACGCCGUGCAUCGCAUGCAUACCGUCUAUAGCCGUAAGCCCGACGGCUUGCCGGCCCGCAUGCAGUAA